Messenger RNA from Cladophialophora carrionii CBS 160.54, 3966 nucleotides. RefSeq lists its product as uncharacterized. Gene Ontology annotation, biological process: mitotic DNA replication checkpoint signaling; mitotic G2 DNA damage checkpoint signaling; activation of protein kinase activity. The transcript has a single exon. Bases 1 to 3966 code for a protein of 1321 amino acids. Gene Ontology annotation, molecular function: anaphase-promoting complex binding. The record is from RefSeq and is a predicted model, not a curated record. NCBI's taxonomy places the organism in Eukaryota, Fungi, Ascomycota, Eurotiomycetes, Chaetothyriales, Herpotrichiellaceae.
AUGGCUUCGUCGCCAGUUUCGCCUUCCAUCGUGGGCUCGCCCCGGAGCACGACCUCCAUAUUGACCCCGACUCGAAAGGUUCAGGCUCUACUCGCGCAGUUCAGCGACUCCGAGUCUGACAACAAUGCCCCGGCUCUUCUACAAACCGGGCAGGAAACCGCUGUCUCGCAGUCUCAUGGUGUAGCGGAAGUGGCGAGGCCAACAGGAUCCCCAGACGACUCAGAAGACGAGGACAUCCUAGCCCCACGGAGGCUCACAGCCUCUAGGCAAAUAAUUACUGCUACACCUGAUCGAUCCCCGCACCACGACCGCAACGAUGCUCUGGAAAGUGUCCUGGGAAGGGAGGCGGGCAAAGAUGAUAAGUUGUUUAGCAAUUCAGAAGAGGAUGAGACCUGGGGACUGCGCCAUACCGCCAACCUCGAGGGAUCCAACUCUGGAUCCCGAUCUCCUUCACCCUUGUUCUUUCCUUCACCCGACGGCCAUAAGUCGAAAUUUCUUGCUCUUGUCGAAAAGCAUAGAAAACAACGGCAAGAGAAGGAGGCGCUAGAAGCUGAAAAGCGUGCCAUGCAACUGCAAAGCCUCAAAGCCCAAAAGCAGGGACAAAGGAAACCACGUGGAUCCAGUCCUGCAGACGAUACCGGAGAAGAUAGCGACGUAUUGGAAGAGACUGGGGGGAAUAGAUUGUCAAAACAAGCGCGUCCUACCCGCAAAGCGAGUAAGAAAGCCCUUGAAGAGAUGAAUCGAGAGACUCAACGGAUUAGUCGAAACAUGCAACUUGCACAUCAGGCACGUACCAAGAAGAAGAUUAGCAAGGACAGCUUGCUGGCCCGAUUCAACUUUCCUGUGGCAGCUUCAAAGACUGAAAGAGACCACGAACUCUCCGCUACAAGCAGUUCCAGGGCGCCAUCAGAGAACGAAGCCGAGAACAGGAACGACACUCCACCCACAAGUCCCCCUGCAGGUCUUGUCAGCCCGAAGCUAUACAAGGGCAAAGAGAGGGCCAGUUCGUUGGAACCGCUCGAACAAGCGGUGCGCACCCUUUCGAGGACGAUGCCCGGCUCUAACGAGAUCGGCGAACAGCCACUGGCACCCUCCGUCAAGCCGUUGAAAGAGCCGGGAAAAUUCAAAAUCUCAUCUUUUCAAGCAAUCAAUUCCGAUGACGAUGAGUCUGGUUCGGACCUGGAGGUCAUUACAUCUCGAGCCGAUAAACGCAAGUACGCUGUAUUUGAACACCUGCGAACAAGGAAAGCCAAAGAGGCUCCCUCGCAUAUAGCACUACGGUCCUUGGCGAAUCUGAUAAAAGACGAUCGCAAGCGUUCUGGUAGUGCGGCAGAAGUGGAAGCGCAUCUGCGAAGAUUAGCUCGCGAACAAGCCCAACAGGAGAAACAACACAGACUUGACGAAUUGAUGGCGAAAGGUGUAGUAAUACAGACGGCGGAAGAGCGUGAGAGAGAGCAACAGGAAGUGGAGGAUCUGCUCGAGCGGGCACGACAAGAGGCUGCUGAAAUCCAGAAGCGAGAAAAGGCUGCGGCCAAAAAGGAGGGCAAUUACACCAAAGACGACCUCGAUGAUGAAGAGGAAAGUGAUGAUGAAGACUUUGCCGUUGAAGAUGACGAUGGAGAUAACGAGGACUCGGCGGAAGACGACGAUGUUGACGGGGGAGAUUCUGAAGAUGAAGAGCCCGAUGAGAUUGAAGGAACUGGACAGGACGCGGGCAGUUGUCUCGACAACGAAGCUGAAGAACAUGAUUCAGCCGAGUCGUCGUCUGCAGAAAGCCCAGCCGAGAUGGACAACGACGCCUCUGACGAUGCAACUGAGGACCUGCCACCCGUCAACUUGGUCCCACGAAAAUCCCGACUGAACCGAGUUGUCAGUGACGAUGAGGAGGGUCAUGAAGAUCAGCUGCCAUCCCCUGAACUUCCUGCACCUGCGAAGACUCCCCAGACUUUGACUCGCUCGGCGCGAAAGCAGAUCCCUGGCCUACAGAUGUCGGACGACCUGCCCAUCGGCUUGACACAAGCCUUCGACGCCACGAUGGCAGAUUCACAGAGUCAGGAGUUGCCGUUCAACAAGGAUCACGACAGCCUCCAAAUGAGCGCGGACCUCCCAUCGCCCAAUAUCGCCAUGGUGCCCAAGCUUUAUCGACUCGACUCAAUUGACGUGAUCACCGACAGCCAGCCUGCUUCUCAGACGCAGCCAGUGAAUGUAAACCUCUCGUUUUCUCAAUCAGACAUCGUCCCACAGUCACCGGCUAUACGCUCAGCGGCCGAUGGGAUGGACAUGACCCCGCCACAGCCACAGUUUGAGCCAACGCAGGAUGGCGGAUAUGUCCUAAGCCCCUUUAUGGGUAACCGCUUCGCGACCGAGACCCCUCGACACCCCCUGCCACACUCCAGUGUGGACACUAUCGUUUUGGCCAAUGAUUUGCAAGAUAGCCCCAUCAUGCAGAGAAAGAGCAGACUUAGACGCGGCCGUGCCACGAUGAAUGAUUCAGAUGACGAAGCAGCGGAGGCGAAAGACUCUUCAGCUUUCGUUGUGAUGCAACGCGCCGCCGCCAAGCAGUCUCGGGAAGCAUUUGAUAAGCAGAAGUCGCGAGCACGUGAAGCAGUUGAUGAUGCCGCAGAAGAGUCCGAAGAUGAAUAUGCCGGCCUUGGUGGAGCGAGCGAUGACGAGAUCAACGACGAGGAGAACGAGGAUGAUCGAAGGAUGAUUGAUGAAGACACGCAGGUUGGAGUUGGAGAUGAAGCUAAACUGGCCAAGCUCUUUGCGGAUCGGGAACGUCAGCAGGAUGAGGCCGCCGUUUCUAAACUAUUGAAGGACAUCACGACCGGUGCACUGCGGCGGAAGCGUGGUAACGAUGACCUGGACUUGUCGGACGAGGAAGAUGCCUUGAUGCGACGGAGAGAAGCGAAGAGAAGAGAGUUCGCCAAGAUGCGCCGGGAAUUGCUGAAGGACGAAGCCGUGGGGAAGAUUGCUGAAGAUAAGAAGAAAGAAGCCUUUCUCCGGAGCAUCGAGGACCGGCCGAACAGUGACGACGACGACGACUUUGAACGCCCAGAAACCCAGCCCGAGGGGGACUCAGAGGGGACGGAUAGCCAGAAUAUACAGUCGAGGCAAAGGGCCGAGGACAAUACAUUUCAGCGAUCGAGCGAUACAGCUAACCUGCCACUUGCGGCUACAGCAGCGUCAAAGCUGAAUCAAGGCGUACACGUGGGUCGUCGAAACGGCAUACAUAUCAACAGAAAACCGGGAACUUUGGCUGAGAUUCGCGAGUCCGUCUUCUUCCUCAUUGAGGAGCCGGACUCCCAAGCAGGGACCGUUGAUCUAGGCCUCUCGGACUCAGAAGACGACGCCGAAGCGUAUGUUGACCUCGAUCGCCAUCUCCAAGCUGCCGAAGCAGAUGAGAAUGCUGCAGACGCAAAUGAUCUCGGCGACUUUAUCGUGGACGACGACGAUGACGGCCAAGCCGAGGAAGAAACGAUGUUCAAAAAGCCCGCCCUGCCCGCCUCCGACUCUCGCGCGCCUUUCUCGGACCGCCGUACCAAGGAACGAGUCAACGUCGUCAAUCGUUUAAGCAUGCUCCGUCAGCAAUCUUCCUCUGGCUCUUCUGGUAGCACCAAAAUGGCAUUCUAUACGUCGACAUCUUCUACCAACAGCUCUUUCAGCAAAGUACCCGCUCUCUUACGACGAGCAACCACGAAUUCAAGCUUGGGAAGCAUGGCAGGCAGAGACGAGAAUGUGUCUGCGACGGGAGUCGUCACGAACAAGACCGAGCGCGGGAAAGCCAGUGACGAGAAGACAUUUGUUCGGAAAGGCACAGGCGGAAGGAGGAAUGCGGUCAAUUAUAGGCCGACGGUGAGAGAGGAGAAGAUGUCUCAACGAGCCGGAGUAGCAAAGCAAGCUGCAGCAAAGGCGAAAAAGGGGGGGUUCCUCGGUGUCUUGUUUAACGGCGGGAGCUGGAAUUAG